UGGGGCCCCGGCGGAGAGUGGUCCCACCCAGCGGGCGGCGGGGCGGGGCGCCGUGGGCGGUGCCCCCUCCCCCCAGGUCUCCUCCUCCGGCGCGGAGGCCGGUCUCAGUCCCAGCUGGGUGUGCGGCCCUGGCAGCAUGGGGCGGGCGGCGAGGAGCCGGAGGGGCAGGGACGGGCCGGCCCCCACGCAGUGCGUCCAGGCGGAGUGCUUCGACCCGCUGGUCCGCAACUGCGUGGCCUGCCGGCUCCUCCGGACGCCCGAGCCCGGACCGGCCUCGCCUCCCUCCGGCUCCCCACCUCCCCGGCCGCCCGUCCCCUCCGCCCCCCGUCCUCCCUCCCCGUCUCCUCCGCCAGCAGCCGGGGCGGGCAGCCUGGUGCCCGGGACGGCGCUGCAGCCGCAGGAGUCGGUGGGCGCGGGCGCCGCGGCCGAGGCGGAGGCUGCGCUGCCGCUGCCCGCGCUGCUCUUCGGCGCCCCCGCGCUGCUGGGCCUGGCGCUGGCCCUGGUCCUGGUGUGCCUGCUGAGCUGGCGCUGGCGAAGGCGGCGGCUCCGCGGGGCGGCCGCCCCCGAGGCGGCGGUCAGAGGCCAGGACGAGCCCCUGGACAAUGUCAUCGUUCUCUCUUCUGGAUCCCUUGAUGCCACAGCUCCCAUCUGGCCUCCACCCAGAGAAGACCCAGCCACCACCCCACCUGCCCACAGCGUCCCUGUGCCUGCUACAGAGCUGGGCUCCACUGAGCUGGUAACCACCAAGACGGCUGGCCCUGAGCAACAGUAGCAACGGAGGGGAGACAGAGGCAGACCCUGCCCUCCCUGUGGGCCUUCAGCCAGGGGCUUGGAGGUUGAAUUCAGCUCUUCACCGGGUACCCACCUGCCCCUUUCUUGGGAGCCCGGCUGCUCCCCAGCUAACCCUGCAGAACAACAGACUGCAGACCAAAGGGUUCAGACAGUAUGGUGUCAUUGGCAUGUUUGCAUUUGGCUUAAAACCAUACCAUCUUUGGCAGCCGUCAAAGAUUGUGGCAGAGUUGCUGUGAGUUUGAGUGGUUGGGGCACUCUGAGUAGGAGGUUCUUCUUUAAGCAUGGGGAAGCCACCAGAAGCCAGAAUGAAUCUAGUAGAGGGAUCAAGUGGGAGGAUGCUUGGUUUGUGGCUGGGUGUUGUAUUUCUUUUAAUGCUUGCCCUCAGAGCUGUCCCGCUUUUAAACUGAUGCAAAUGACAGCAAUGAAUAACCAAUUAACUGGUUUGCUUCAGGAUUUAGUACAAGAUAAUUUUAAGAAAUAGUCUAGAUUGUGCAGUAUCUGCACCCUAGGGUGAACCCUGAGCCUGGCCCAAUCCAAUGCCAUAGUCACCCUGGUGGCAGCUUCCAGAGCCUAGGCUUGCACUUGGGAGGAAGUCUACAGCCUCUGGGGCUGGACUGCAAACUCACGCUGAAGGCACACUGAUGGGCAUCUCCCUCAGAGACCACCUGGGGCCUCAGCUGCUCCAAGGCACAAUUAGACACAUACAGGGCAGGGCCCAGGACCUGCAGGAGGCUCCUUCAUUCAGAGGCCAGGGCAGGCCUGUAACUUUGAAUCUGGACCUGUCCGUUGAGCUCCCUUCUCUCUGCGGCCUGCCCUCUCCAAGCACUGAGCCACAAUUGCUGGGGUCACUUGACCAUUCUGUGCCAGCCCUUGGGCUCACCCACCAUUCCAGGGGAACUGCUCCUCUGACAGCAAGGGCCCUUGCUCUGGGGUCUGGGGCUGAGCCCCCAUCUCUUCCAGUACUGUGCACUCAGUCAGCUGCUGUCCCUUCUGCCAGCCCUCCUACACAUGGUCAGAACCUCCUGACCUGGACUCUGCCCUGAACAGCAUCCUUGGACUUUGUCACAGUUUGGCACUCUUGGCCAGAACACUGGACUGGGAGUCAGAAGAUGGGGUUCUGGGUAUCAUUUUGUCUCACUGUAGACCUUGGCCAUGUUCCAUGCAUCAGAUGCUUUCUGCCCAGCAGCAGACACCUGCCCUUCCUGCCCACCCCUUUCCCAGCUCAGAAGACAGUCAUCAGCCAAUAGAAUUUGGAGCUCCCAGCGCAUGGAUACUCACUUCUAAGCCUCUUCCUAGCCACUCCCUCCCUGAACCCACCUCAGAGCCCCUCCCCCUAGGCAGCCAAGUGGCUUGGAUGAGGUCAGGUGGCAGGCAGUAGGCAGAGGGUUAGGAGCAAACCCAGAAUGGGCACCACCAGCUACUCCCCUCCACGUCAGGCUUGGGGAAGUCUGAGCUUUUCCCAGCCACCCCUCUCUCCCAACCGCCUUUGUCUACCGCAGUCAGGGGCUGGGGCCUAGAGAUAAAAACAAGUGGGCAAAACUUCUCUGGGCCCAGACAUGCAAACCUCUGGCAGUGCUGUGUACCCGCUAAGCCCCUGACUGGUGUGCAAUUUUCCUCUGGCCUUAGUUUCCUUUUCUGAAAAAUGAAGGUUGUAUGCAAAGUCCUCCUGGCCUGCGAUCCUCAGAAAAGAAAGACAGCAAGGAAACAGAGAAUCCUGCCCCCGCCCCAUUUUACAGAUGAGGAAACUGAGGCCUAGAGAGGGAGAAAACGUGGCAUCAUUGCCACCCAGCAAAUAAUAGAAGGAAAGUUCCUUCUUUUAUUUACAGAGUUGGGGGAGAGGCAGGCAAGGGGGAAAAGGACCCCACCUCCUAGGGGCCCCCACUCUCUGGCCCUCUGUCCUGUACAUUCUCUAAGGAUCCUUCACGAGGUUACUGCCUUCGAUCUUUAUGACGGCAGCUGGACAAGGGGCAUGGGUGUUUGUAUUUGCUUUUAUAAAAGAUAUUUUAUUUAAAAAAAUCAUGAUAC
Messenger RNA from Manis pentadactyla (Chinese pangolin), 2817 nucleotides. It is a transcript of the gene TNFRSF13C, whose product is annotated as TNF receptor superfamily member 13C. Gene Ontology annotation, biological process: tumor necrosis factor-mediated signaling pathway; B cell costimulation; T cell costimulation. Gene Ontology annotation, cellular component: external side of plasma membrane. The coding region runs from base 137 to 772 and encodes 211 amino acids. The transcript is spliced from 3 exons. Gene Ontology annotation, molecular function: signaling receptor activity. The record is from RefSeq and is a predicted model, not a curated record. Lineage: Eukaryota; Metazoa; Chordata; Mammalia; Pholidota; Manidae.